Syzygium oleosum is the source of this 2024-nucleotide messenger RNA. Its product is annotated as putative F-box protein At1g65770. The record is from RefSeq and is a predicted model, not a curated record. Bases 7 to 1410 code for a protein of 467 amino acids. Lineage: Eukaryota; Viridiplantae; Streptophyta; Magnoliopsida; Myrtales; Myrtaceae. The transcript has 2 exons.
GUUGCUAUGUCAAGCACCAAGGAGCGAGUUCUGUUCUGUCACGGGGCUAUGGCUGGAGAUAUUCGGUUGUUUGGUGAGUUGCUACUCAAACGGUUACAGUUUCAUUUCUGCAGUUUAUGUAAUCUGAGAAGAGAGUUAAGAAGCACGGAAAUAUUUAAUGGGGGUGGGAAAGGCAUGACUGUCUUCCGAUCGAAAUCUCGAACUCUCUCUCUGCAAUCACCAAACCGUCUAGCGAUGGAGAGAUCGGUCCCGUGGUCGGAACUCCAGCCGGAGCUGUGGUCGAUGAUCGGGAAAAAGCUCGACACGGACAUGGACGUCGUCCGAUUCCGCAGCGUCUGUUCGUCGUGGCGUUCCUCGAUCCCUCCCGUCUCCGAGUUGGAUCUCAGAAUUGGUGGGGACCCCAUCUAUCAGCGCAGGGUCUACCUUCUCGAGCCACCACCGCCAACGUCUCCGGAGGACGACUCGCGGUGCCCUCCGUCUCGUGAGGGUUGGCUGAUCAAGAUCGCGGAAGACGAUGAGGACGACCACCUAAGUGGUCGAGGCGGCAGGGUUCGGCUCUUCAAUCCGCUCUCGAGCCGACCCAUCUUGUUCAAGGGUGGGACCUUUCCUAAGGUUUUGUGUACUUUGGAUUAUAGGGUUACCGAGAUUUUUGUAGAGCGUUAUCUCAUAGACGAGAUUGGAGGAAGUUGUUAUGGGGAAGCGAGGAAGGUGAUCAUGCUUCCGGAUUCUCCAUGGGCUGUUCUUGAGGAGGCUUUGGUCGUCGGGAUUUUUUGGAAAGGGGGGUUGGUGUGUUGGAAACAUGGGGAUGAGGAUUGGUAUGCGAUGGGCGAUUCGAGUUGCCAGUACGACGAUCUCAUUGCUUACAAAGGGCAGUUUUAUGUCGUCGAUAGGUUCGGCAUCGUGUCGUGGAUCGACCCUUCUUUUAAGAUCGUGCAGUUCUCGCCUCCUGUUUGCGGUGACGGCAAUGGCGGGGACCGGAAUUAUCUGGUGGAGUCGGGCGGAGACCUCUAUGUCGUGGGUAGGUAUUUUGAUGAGGAGUGUCCAUUUAGUAGGGUUCGGGCAGGCACGGUGAGGGAGGCCGCUGAUUUUAAGGUUUAUCGGCUGAAUCAAGAAUGGGGAAAAUGGGAUGAGAUAAGGAAUCUCGGUGAUGUUGCUCUCUUUCUGGGCGAUCACAGUUGCUUCUCGGUGUCGGUGAAAGGAUUCGGAGGAUGCAAGGGGAACUGCAUAUAUUUCACGGAGUUUGACGGGACUCGAGAGGGAAAAGUUCAAGUUUUCGAUAUGGAGGAUCGCAGCGUCAAGAGGGCAUCAUAUUCGCCUGAUCGCUUGAGGAUCCUGUGGCCACCCCCAGCUUGGAUCGCCCCAAACGGGGUCGCCCUAAGUCCUUACUCGCUCAAGGAGCCGCUAUUCUAGUUAAUUCAGAGGAGAGCUUGUGAGUUGGAUGAGAUACAAUGAGAACUGGUCUGUGAUUGCUUAGUUGAAAAGAGAGAGGAAAGAGUUUAUCUUUUUCAAACUUGCAUCUGCAUAAAACCUUGAUGAUCACAUACCUUGUGCUCGUGAGCGCAUGAGCGUGUACCGUUGUGCAUGGAUCACUGUCGAGUGUGAAUGUGUGCGCGCUCUUGCAUGCUUGUUUUGCUUUCUGAUAGAAUGCAAUGUUAUCUUGAUGACUGAGUGAGGCAUGAGUCGAUGAAGAAUCAAGUUUAAUGGUGAUGCUCGUGGAUAGAACCUGCUGCAGGUUACAUACUUAAAUGAAAGUUGCUGCCUCGUAUCUUUUGCACUUCUGUAAAGGAGAGUUCUCAUGCAACCAUGAUCCAGUACGUGUGUGCCCAUUAUAAUUAGAUCUGCUUAGGGUUCUUUUUCUUUUGUCAUCUAAGCUGAGUUUUGAAAGGGACAAUGUAGUCUAUCGAGCUUGCCCAACUACUCUUUGCUCCCGCCGUGCCGUGUCUCGCUAUCGUCUUUGUCAACCUCAUCCUGAUCAAUUCCGGGCACAUACGUGGAAGCAGAAUCAAGUGGAGUUUUUCUGAUUA